AUGUUCCUCAAGCUCUUGGCAUUCCUCGUCGUCCCUGGACUUGCUCUUCCGGAGGACGAUCAUGCACUAGCACGGGACGAUGAGUGUUCCAGCGACAAGACGUGCUCUGUUCAGGCACUGCAGAUGCGCCGCUCGAAAGGCACGCUUCUGGAUGAGGAUGCAUGCAGUGGCACCGGGGAGCUCCCAUCUUCCGAUGACCUCUGCUACACGGGGGCAUUCCUCGUUGAAAAGUUCUUUGUGAAGCUCUCAAAGCAGACCGCAACAAGCGGCAGCGUUGACCUUCAAGCUGUCGGGCCAAAGACGACCACUUGUAAUGGUGCACAGUUCCAGCAGUCCGGAUCAGACAUCACUGUGGAAGACACGACGGACUGUGGGCUUGUUCCUGGCACAGACUACACAGUCAAGUACUGCUCCAACCAAGACGAGAUCGUUGUUCACAUGCUCAAGCCCAUGGAUGUGAGUGUGGUGUUGAGCCGCACUCCGUGUGCUGAGGCCAAGCCGCAGCUUCAAGCACUCAUGCAGGAGCACGCAGUCUCCGAGUCUGAGCGGGGCUGCAGCGGCUAUGGAACCUUCCCCAGGGGUGGGGUGUGCUACUCCGGGGCGUUCCUGGUCGAGUCCCUGUAUGCGAGGGUUGUCACGCAGGGUGCCCACCACGGAUAUGUGAACAUGAAGGCCGUUGGGCCAAAGCACGGCCAGUGCUUUGGUGCCGGCUACAGCCAGCAUGGGCAGUACAUCAGCGUGAACGCUGCCAAGUGCGGCUUGAGUGGCAUGUCCUACACGAUCAGGUACUGCCCCGACCAGGAUGUCAUCAAUUUGCAGAUCACCGCUCCCUUGGCGGGCAACGUGGUUAUGCGACGAUCCGGCUGUUCGGGAGUCCUCCUCGAGGAAAGCCAGGCCAUCGCGGAGCCUGUGCUGCCUUCGCCCAUGGGUCUGCGGCCGCCGUCGUGGGUACAAGACUUGCUCAAGGCCAGCACGCAGGCCCUCGUGGAGGAGCACGCAGUCUCCGAGUCUGAGCGGGGCUGCAGCGGCUAUGGAACCUUCCCCAGGGGUGGGGUGUGCUACUCCGGGGCGUUCCUGGUCGAGUCCCUGUAUGCGAGGGUUGUCACGCAGGGUGCCCACCACGGAUAUGUGAACAUGAAGGCCGUUGGGCCAAAGCACGGCCAGUGCUUUGGUGCCGGCUACAGCCAGCAUGGGCAGUACAUCAGCGUGAACGCUGCCAAGUGCGGCUUGAGUGGCAUGUCCUACACGAUCAGGUACUGCCCCGACCAGGAUGUCAUCAAUUUGCAGAUCACCGCUCCCUUGGCGGGCAACGUGGUUAUGCGACGAUCCGGCUGUUCGGGAGUCCUCCUCGAGGAAAGCCAGGCCAUCGCGGAGCCCGUGCUGCCUUCGCCCGUGGCGGUGCAGCCACCGUCGUGGAUGCAGAAUGGUGUCAGCACUGCUGUUGCCUGCAGUGGCGAGAAGGCUCUUCCAAGUGACAGCGAACUGUGCUAUCAAGGCACCCUGUUGGUUGAGACGCUGAGUGUUCGGGUCCUGGAGCACACGGAGAACGGUGGAACCGUCAACAUGAAGGCUGUCGGUCCUCAACAUGGGGAAUGUAAAGGUGCGGUCUUCCACCAGUCGGGCUCCAACUUGACCAUCAAUGAUGCCAAAGGUUGCGGCUUAGAUGGAGCAGAGUACAAGGUGCAGUACUGCUCGGACCAGGAUCAAGUCGUUGUUCGCUUCGUCAAGCCCAUGCAAGUGGAUGUGGCACUGGCGAGGGCAAAGUGUGAAGCAAGCCUCGCUUAA
This is a messenger RNA of Symbiodinium sp. CCMP2592, 1785 nucleotides long. NCBI's taxonomy places the organism in Eukaryota, Dinophyceae, Suessiales, Symbiodiniaceae. The record is from the annotation of a GenBank genome assembly.